Molecule: messenger RNA, 2170 nt
Organism: Amborella trichopoda
Lineage: Eukaryota; Viridiplantae; Streptophyta; Magnoliopsida; Amborellales; Amborellaceae
Source: RefSeq, a predicted model, not a curated record
GUUGUUGGUGCUUCUGCGUCGUCCUCACGCCGGGCAAAGGACUUUUUCACGCCAGCAGACAUUCUCUGUAGCUGUCUCAGAGAAUGACAGACGACAACACAAGUUUCUCUCUCUCUUCCUCUUCUCUUUUUCAACUUCCAACUUUCAUUCUCUUUGAAUUUUCAGUUAUAAGAGAGAGAGAGAGAGAGAGAGAGAGAGAGGGCGGUCCUCAGCGUUACUCCACAGAGCCCUGAGCUAGCACAAUGCCGGGAAGUGGGGCUCUGAGAAUGGCUCUUGGAGCCCUAAAGGACUCCACGACACUUGGUUUGGCCACUCUAAACACCCAUUACAGGGAGUUGGAAAUGGCGAUCAUCCUGGCUACAAAUCAUUCAGAGUCUCCACCAAAAGAGAGACACAUCAAUGCUAUUUUUACUAUGAUUUCGGCUUCAAGGCCUCGGAGCAACAUUGCUCAUUGCAUACGUAUUCUUGGAAGACGUCUCUCCAAGACAAAUAACUGGGCAGUUGCUUUGAAAACCCUUAUUGUCAUCCAUCGGGCAUUGAGGCAAGUUGGUCCCACGUUCCGCAAUGAGCUCUUUAACUAUGGGAGGAGCAAAAGCCAUGUCCUUUAUUUGUCCAAUUUCAAGGAUAACUCCAGCCAAAAUGCAUGGGAUUACUCCGCAUGGGUGCGUGCAUAUGCUUUGUUUCUUGAAGAGCGUCUGGAAUGUUUCUAUGCUUUGAAGUUCGAUGUUGAGACAGAGUGCUCGAGGAUGGGGGAACUCGACACGGCUGACUUGCUUGAGCAAUUACCAUCUUUGCAGCAACUACUUUCUAGUCUUCUUGCUUGCCAGCCACAAGGAGCAGCUGGAAGUAAUUGUAUUAUCCAAUUGGCUCUUUCAUUGGUUGCAGGGGAAAGUAUUAGGAUUUUCAAUGCAAUUAAUGAUGCCACUUUCAAUUUAGUCGACAAGUUAUCAUAUCAGUUCUUUGGAAUGAAACAACAUCAUACUUUGAGGGCUCUUGAAAUAUACAGGAAGGCCAGACAGCAGGCGUCAAAUUUGUCUGAAUUUUAUGAAGUAUGUAAGGGGCUUGAUCCUCGGGGUGCUGAAAGCUUUGUCAAAAUUGAACAGUCACCUUCAUUUUUUCUCACAGCCAUGGAAGAGUUUGUGAAGGGUGCUCCACGAGCUUCAACUGAUCGUCGAGAGAUGGUUCUUUAUAGUAAUCCUGCUCCCAAGGCAUUGUUAGCAUUGGAGUAUAAGACAACACCCGAAGUGCAACGACCUCCUCCACUUUAUUCAUCGCUCUCUAAACCUGUUAAAUUAGAGAUGGCUACAUAUGCACCAACUGUUGAUUUAUUGGGACCAAAGAAUACAACACCAAUAGCUUAUACAGCUCAUGUGGAAAAUCCCCUUGCACUUACCUUUAUUCCAUCAGGUACUCAAAAUGUUACUGCUUCUUGUGGACAUGAUGUAGCAAACGGUAUCACAGGAACUUCAAAACUUCCUGCUUCUGGUGAGCUUGAUGCUGCAAAUGGUAUCACUGGUUGGGAGCUAGCACUUGUGACUGAACCAAUCUCUAUUGCAGGAAGUAAUCUGGAUGGGGGUCAGACCAAGUUUGCAUGGGAUGGCUCUUAUGAGAAUGUUUUGGAAACAUGUGGAAUGCAAAAUAUGAAUGCUUCAGAAAGACAAGGAACACAAAAAGGGAGCUAUAAUAGUAGAAAAGUGGUCCCUAAUCCCUUCGAUGCGCAGCAAGAUAUAUAUGAUGCUCCAAACAUGAUUUCCAUGGCCCCUUUUAAGAUGGAAUUUAAAGCUCAUCAACAGCAUGAUUUCAUGAUCCAGCAACAGAUGAUGGCUAAUCAACAACACCAACCUUUAAAUCCAUUUAGUUAUCCCUCUGAAGAUAUGCAGAUUCAACCUUACGGACUGUGCUUGCCUUUUCAAAGUCCCCCCCUCCCUUAUAAAGUACGUAUCUAGAUGAAAGCAGCUACCUUCUCAACAUUGAAAAACGGCUAGACAGACUGAAUCAUAUUGCGUUUCAUGGGAAUUAUGUAUAAAGGAAAUUGCGUCAAAAAGUGAUCUAACAAAGACUUAUUGAUAUGUAUGGGAUUGCAUAUUAUGAGACCGUUCACUUUUAGUACAAGGUCACAAUUAUCUUUAGGCAUCGGAUGUGAAAUUCAACAACUUGGGUGUGGUACACA